This is a messenger RNA of Loa loa (African eye worm), 294 nucleotides long. RefSeq lists its product as hypothetical. Lineage: Eukaryota; Metazoa; Nematoda; Chromadorea; Rhabditida; Onchocercidae. The transcript has 2 exons. The record is from RefSeq and is a predicted model, not a curated record. Bases 1 to 294 code for a protein of 97 amino acids.
AUGGGAUUCAGCAACGAUAGAGAUAUCAUCCACAGACAUGACGAUAUGGAUCAUUCUCACUGCUAUGAUAUUGUUGCUAGUAAUGGUAACAGUGACAGAAAAGAGAUGUGGAUGGCAAUAAGUGCAAGCAGUAGAUUCAAAAGUGCUUGUAACGUUUCAGUCGAUGAUGCUAUUGCUGCUACUGCUGUUGCUGCUGUUACUUCUGCUGCUGUUUCUGCUAUUGCUGUUGCUGCUGCUGCUAUGAAAACCAAAAACCUUGCACAUAAAGGAGAUCAAAACUAUUCUGUAGCUUGA